Molecule: messenger RNA, 1699 nt
Organism: Bombus huntii
Lineage: Eukaryota; Metazoa; Arthropoda; Insecta; Hymenoptera; Apidae
Product: venom serine protease Bi-VSP-like
Exons: 9
Coding region: 478-1029 (183 amino acids)
Biological process (GO): proteolysis
Molecular function (GO): serine-type endopeptidase activity
Source: RefSeq, a predicted model, not a curated record
UCGGUGUCGCUUUCUUACGCAUCUUUGAACUGUAUAAAUGUUUUAAAAUUGUUUGAUCCAGAAUGUACCACACCGGACAAUCAAGAAGGCAGGUGCCUUGACUACAGAAAAUGUAAACCUCUGCAAGAAAUAUGGCAGAUACAGUACCGUACAGACACCGAUUUUUAUAGACGAUCAGUGUGCAGAUACCAGGUCAAUGUUACGAUCGUUUGCUGUCCGAACGAUCCAAACAAAGAGAAGAGAGAAAUUUUAAUAAAAACUGUGUAUAAGUAUAAGGCUUUGCGACCACCAUACUGUGGUUUUAGCAACGUCUCUCAUACCAGGGUAGUCGAUGGUAAACCAGCUGAACUUGGCGCUUGGCCAUGGAUCGCUGCAUUAGGUUUUUGUAAUCCCCGAAACCCAGACAAACCACUAUGGAAGUGCGGAGGUUCCCUGAUAUCGGCUAGGCAUGUUUUGACCGCAGCACAUUGUGCACAUAUGGAUGGAAUAGAAAACAUACACAAUCAUAAUAUUGCCAUUCUUAGAUUGGUGGAGGAGGUGCCAUUUUCGAGGUACAUAUAUCCCAUUUGUACGAAAGAGCCCCUACGAAAGAGCAACUUCGUCGGCUAUAACCCCCUUGUUGCUGGAUGGGGAGCAUUAAGAUAUAGACGACCACGACGUAAUGCAUUAAUGGAAGUACAAAUACCAGUGAUUAAGAACGCCGAAUGCAAAAUAGCUUAUUCCAAAUUUCCUAAUGCACCUGAUAUCACUGAUGGUAUAAUAUGCGCCGAACAUGCUCAGGGUGGAGAGGAUUCUUGUACGGCUGUUAAUCUAGAGGCUGGAGUACAAAGAAGUGGCACAAUGAUGUGGGCUGAUGACAUUUAUAAUUAUCAAGGAAUCACCCCUACAUUCGCUCAGAAUUUUAAUGAAACUGUCCCUUGGGAAGGAAGAACUGAUACCUUGAUAUCACGGUUUGUACAUCCUAUAUAUACGACAAAUUUUAGAACAUUAUAUAACGAAGAACCAGAUCGUCGUGGCCAUGUGAUGUGAAUAAAAGGACUUGAAUUUGAUGAUAUUUUUAUAAUGUUAGAUAACAUAACUAAGUAUCUUCACAGUAAGAUAGGAUGACAUGGUUUACAUGAUCUUAAUGUUGUUCACUUGAGUGAUGAUAUUAUAAGGAAAAGUGUAAUAUCACAGGAUAUUUAUGUUUAGUAACCAGUAAUUCAGAGAUUGGUAUUCAUGGUUACUAUAACGAGGCUGUAGAAACGCACCCUUUCUUCUUUGCAAAUGGUCCUGUAUUUAUGUCUAAGCCGAAACUGGAACCUCUGAAUAAUUUAGAUUUAUUCUUGUUAUUUUCUAAAAUACUUAUCUACAGUAUACCAUAAGGAAUGAUACCGUAUCGCACCUAAUCAAGUGCCUUAAGAAACAUCAACAGGAUAUCACAGUAAUCCCUUAUCGACAGAUAUUUGUAGCCACUACAAUAUCUAUGACACUGGUAGUAAUUAUAAGAACAAUAAUGAUGUUCUAUAAGAGGAAAUGAUGAUUAGGAACAAAAACUUACAGAAGAUAUCAUGCGGUGGAUGGAUAAUAUGCAAAAAAUAUUAAGCAGUAUAUGAAUUUUCAUAUUGCGUAGAGAUAACAAAAUGAAUUUUAAAAAAUGUCGACACGGUAAUAAGAAAUAGCAUCAUGACAAAGAAUAUAUAAAGACAGUUUCAUUUUU